AUGGCGAGAUACCUUGAAUUCGUUUACCUAGACGUUUUCACGACAACACCUUUCAAGGGUAACCCUCUGGCCAUCGUGCAUCUACCGCAGCCUACAGCAUCACAGCCUGCCUUGACGCAAGCACAAAAGCAGACGAUUGCAAGAGAGCUCAAUUUGUCGGAAACAGUCUUUAUUCACGACUUGGAUGAAGCUGAAGAUGGAGGCCUUGAUUCCAGCCAACGCAAGAUCGACAUUUUCAUGCCCACCCUUGAACUGCCUUUUGCUGGCCAUCCAACGGGUCCUAUUGCGAUCCAUGCCAAUGGCCCUGGUCAGGUCGGUAUAAGCAUCCCUCAUAACACGCACCUACACCUCAAGAGAAUGAGAGAUCUAUCAAGCAGCCUUCAAGCCACGGGAUUGCAUAGCGAUGCCGCCAUCCUCGAGGCGGAAAUUGCGGCACCGAUCUUCAGCAUCGUAGACGGUAUGAACUUUGGGCUCAUCAAGCUCCAGACUCUGGAAGAACUUUCUCUCGUCUACCCUGGACCGUCUGCCUUCAGCACUGCAAGCAAACUUCUCGAUGCUGGCUGGCUAAACACCUACAUGGCUCGCUACUACUACGUCGUACUUUCAUCGACAAGCGUUUCGAGUUCGAGCAGACACGUUGCCCUGCGGACGCGCAUGAUGGAGAAGAGUUUUGAAGACCCAGCCACAGGAGCUGCAGCUGGGGCCUUGGGCUCAUACUACGCGCUGUACGAAUGUACAGAAACCGAAGUGCAGAUCGGUAUCACACAAGGUGUUGAAUUUGGACGACGUAGCGACAUCGACGUCUAUGUAGCUGUUGGCAUUGAUGGUGAGGGCAAGAGGUUUAUUCAGGAGAUAAGUUUGGGAGGCACAGCCGCGCAGAGUCUGAAGGAACCAUUAUGGUUCCGCCCAUCUAGUUUGACCCUGGUCGAAGAGAAUAUGCACAACUGGUUUCCUCCCAGCAAAUCGUCGUUCGACAUCUCGAUUGUCCUCCUCACUGUAUGCUCGAAGAAAGACUGA
Messenger RNA from Aureobasidium vineae, 1017 nucleotides. NCBI's taxonomy places the organism in Eukaryota, Fungi, Ascomycota, Dothideomycetes, Dothideales, Saccotheciaceae. The record is from the annotation of a GenBank genome assembly.